CCAGACGUCGCGGUUUCUUGAUCCUUCGGGCAUUAACGCAAUGUAUGCAACUUCCCUGGGUUCUUCAGCUAAUCUCUAUCGAACUCUAGCUUCUGCUUCUAGCGGGGAAGACGUAGCACAAUUCGUAGCCACCGAUCGAAACCCAUUUCUUAAAUCCCACUAUUUCUUCGAGUCUCAAUCUAUAAUUCUCCAAAUCCGCAACCAAAAUCGAUAAAAGUUCAUGUCAUUGCCUGGCAGUUCGUUUGAUCUUUGAAUUCGGAGUAAAUUGCUCACAGAAUUCGAUAGAAGCAAAGCUAUGCUUGUCAGAAGGCGUUUAGCGGAGCUGAUAAUCGGUUUCAAUUCGGAAACUAGGAGGAGAAGAAGCCGAUUGUUGUCGAGCAAUUCUGGGAAGAGAUUUGCAGCGGUUUGGGGAAAUGGAGAUUUCGGGAGGCUGGGGCUUGGAAAUUUGGAUUCUCAGUGGAGGCCUGUUGCGUGUUCUUCCUUUGAUCGCGAAAUGCUCAAGGAUAUUGCAUGUGGUGGUGCUCACACUCUGUUCUUAACAGAAUCUGGACGUGUUUAUGCUACUGGUCUUAAUAAUUUUGGGCAGCUGGGAAUCCUCGAGGAACAAGGCUACUGUACAGAGCCUGUUGAAGUUAGAAUUCAGAAAGAAGCUGUUCAUAUCGCAGCUGGUUAUAAUCACUCUUGUGUUGUUACAGCUGAUGGAGAACUGUAUAUGUGGGGGAUGAAUUCAAGUGGGCAGCUUGGUCUUGGAAAGAGGUCAGCAAAAUCCGUAUGCCUACCUACUAAAGUAAAUAGCUUAGAUGGGAUUGUGAUUAGGAGGGCUGCUUUAGGUUCAGACCACUCGAUGGCUGUUACUGAUGGAGGUGAAGUCUUAAGUUGGGGAGAUGGACGAUCGGGAAGAUUGGGUCAUGGCCACGAGUCAUCAUUAUUGGGGUUUUUAAAAAGCACCAGCGAAUAUACGCCCAGGCUAAUUAAAGAACUUGAGGGGAUUAAGGUUGAACGGAUUGCUGCAGGGAUGCUGCACUCAGCGUGUGUAGAUGAGAAUGGAGCUGUUUUCAUAUUUGGUGAGAGAGCAACAAACAGAGUGAGCUUUGGUGAGGCGAACAAGGAAACAACACCAUCAAUGAUCAGCACGCUUUUGAACUGCGAAGAAGUUUCCUGUGGUGGUUAUCACACGUGUGUCCUAACAAAAGGUGGGGACCUGUACAGUUGGGGUUCGAAUGAGAAUGGCUGUCUCGGGAAUGGGUCCACGAGUGUCUUUCAUCUCCCCGAAAAAGUCGAAGGUCCCUUUUCAAAAUCUCCCGUAAGCAAGGUAUCUUGUGGAUGGAAACAUACAGCAGCAAUCUCAGGUGGUGCCAUUUUCACGUGGGGCUGGGGAGGUUCCCACGGAACGUUUUCGGUGGAUGGCCAUUCGUCUGGGGGUCAGCUGGGACAUGGAAGCGACAUUGACUAUGUGAAACCGACAAUGAUCGACCUCGGAGAGAAUGUGAAGGCAGUACAAGUCUCCUGUGGGUUCAACCACACUGGUGCGAUACUCGAGUACAUGUGAGAGUUUCAAACUUUAACCACACCAGUACAAUAGUAAAGAGGCUGUGUUCAUAAUUUUCGAGUCGAAAUUAUAAUAUGUUCGUUCAUGUAUAAAUACAUCAUUUCCUGUUAAGGCAAAUAAAACUGUAAACUCUGUAUAUGUCAUGCUUCGGGUGUCAGAGAAAUAAUCAUAAACAUGGGAGAAUGAUACCCAAAUCUUAGGACAUUUAUUCAAACAUUCAAUUUGGCAUUGUUCUUUGCAGCUCAAGUUCAUAAUGUUCGUCACAUAUUCUCUCAUUUACUUGA
Molecule: messenger RNA, 1833 nt
Organism: Cucurbita pepo subsp. pepo (vegetable marrow)
Lineage: Eukaryota; Viridiplantae; Streptophyta; Magnoliopsida; Cucurbitales; Cucurbitaceae
Source: RefSeq, a predicted model, not a curated record